CCUGGGGAGUGAAACGUCCCAGGCACUCUGGGGUGCACAAAGCGCAGGCGCAGUGGGUUGGGUGGCAGCAGCAUCAAGUAGCGGCCGUUUUGCCAGCAGCAUCCGCAACAGGUGUAGACAGGUGCCGCCUGAUUCCAUCCUGGAAAGUCCUUUUGAAGAAAUGGCCCUGGUGAGGGGCGGCUGGCUGUGGAGACAGAGCUCCAUCCUCCGCCGCUGGAAGCGAAACUGGUUCGCCCUGUGGCUGGAUGGGACCCUGGGCUACUACCAAGACGAGACUGCGCAGGAUGAGGAGGACCGCGUGCUCAUCCACUUCAAUGUCCGAGACAUAAAGAUCGGCCAAGAGUGCCAUGAUGUGCAGCCCCCAGAGGGCCGGAGCCGAGACGGCCUGCUGACGGUGAACCUACGGGAGGGCGGCCGCCUGCACCUCUGCGCAGAGACGCGGGAUGACGCCAUAGCAUGGAAGACAGCGCUGAUGGAGGCGAACUCCACCCCGGUGCGUGUCUACAGCCCGUACCAGGACUACUAUGAGGUGGUGCCCCCCAACGCGCACGAGGCCACAUAUGUCCGCAGCUACUACGGACCGCCCUACGCAGGCCCUGGCGUGACGCACGUGGUAGUGCGGGAGGAUCCCUGCUACAGCGCGGGCGCCCCGCUGGCCAUGGGCAUGCUCGCCGGGGCCGCCACGGGCGCCGCGCUCGGUUCGCUUAUGUGGUCGCCCUGCUGGUUCUGAGCCCUGGAACUCGGAGCGUGGACCCUGUGCAUAGACCAACAGUCCCCUUUUCCUCCUUGACCUCAUCCUCUGCCAUCUAAGCCCUGACCCACUUUGGCCCCUCCUUUCCAUUAGCCCCUUCUAGGCUUGGAUCGUCCCUCUACUCCGCCCCCCUCAACCCCCAUCGGAAGAAGCUAUCACCCCAGGCACAAACAUAGCUCAAAGUCCUUUAUCUACCGCUAGACACCCCAUAAAUCCGUUAUAGACACAUGGAUAUGCUUCCUCCAAACACAUCAAGACACAGAAAACACAACUCACGUGGCUUCAAGUUCCCCAGGCGCUGGAGACACAGGAGUCAGGUUCUUUCCUCUGGCAGCUCCAGGCUUGGUGGGGAAAACACGAGUAAGCAAACACUUGACAACGCAGAGCAAUCAGUCCUUUGACACAUGAGAGCAGAGAGGGAGGAAAGUAGGCUAGGAGUAAGGUUGUUGGCAAGAGUGCAGAGCCAUGAACAUCAUGGCAUGUCCAAGGAAUGGAAGGGGAGUUCAGUUGGGCUGGGGUUGGGGCAGGGGUCAGAUCACAGUGGCCUUCCAGGCUAAGGAGCUUGCUGGGUAAAGGGGAGAUGUGAACUUUUUGGAGGGAAGUUUCAUGAUUGCAUUUUUUGUUUUAUUACUAAUGACAUACCCAAAUCUAAACACUUCCUGGUUUUAGCCCCACCCUUCCCACUACCAGCUUCCUGGGUCUCCUGUUCCAUCAGUACUCAGAAAGCACCUGUUUCCCAUGUCAGGGUGCCUGGGGCGGCAACUGAGCUGAACCUGGGGUCCCCUUGCUGGGGGGAGGGGAGUUUUGUUUGGGACCUCCAGCCCUAGGAUGGUGCCUCCAUCAGAAAAUGCAUUUCUGGUCCCCAGGAGCUUGACCCUCUGUUCAUAGCUGUCGCUGUCACCAUCUCAGGCUUUGUCUCUUCCUUCACUUUGGGGAAGAUGGCAGUGUUCACCUCUGGGGCCUGAUCUACCUUUGUCUCAACCUGGAAGGCCCCACAUGUGCCCCCCCCCCCCCCCGCAGAUGGCCCAGCCGGCUCCCCAUGUGGCCCCCUUCCAACCCCACCCCCCCAUCCUGUCCCAAUUGCCCAUAGAAAUGCUAACAUCCUUGCCCAGUAGCCAGAGUAGCCUGCUAAAGUUCCCUAGUAGAUGGGGGCUCCAGUGGCUUUGCUGCAGAAACUAAUAAAGAUGUGGUUGGCUCUA
Molecule: messenger RNA, 1950 nt
Organism: Equus quagga
Lineage: Eukaryota; Metazoa; Chordata; Mammalia; Perissodactyla; Equidae
Gene: PLEKHB1
Product: pleckstrin homology domain containing B1
Exons: 7
Coding region: 161-730 (189 amino acids)
Biological process (GO): regulation of cell differentiation
Cellular component (GO): membrane
Source: RefSeq, a predicted model, not a curated record